Messenger RNA from Myotis davidii, 551 nucleotides. Its product is annotated as hemoglobin subunit zeta. The transcript has 3 exons. Lineage: Eukaryota; Metazoa; Chordata; Mammalia; Chiroptera; Vespertilionidae. The coding region runs from base 41 to 469 and encodes 142 amino acids. Gene Ontology annotation, molecular function: heme binding; oxygen binding; organic acid binding. The record is from RefSeq and is a predicted model, not a curated record. Gene Ontology annotation, biological process: oxygen transport; hydrogen peroxide catabolic process. Gene Ontology annotation, cellular component: haptoglobin-hemoglobin complex; hemoglobin complex; blood microparticle.
GCCAGUCCCGAUCAGACCCAGCUCCAGCUCCAACAUCACCAUGUCUCUGACCAGGGCCGAGAGGAACAUCAUCGUGUCCAUGUGGGGCAAGAUUGCCGCACAGGCAGAUGCCAUCGGUACCGAGACCCUGGAGAGGCUCUUCGCCAGCUACCCCCAGACCACGACCUACUUCCCACACUUCGACCUGCACCCAGGCUCUGCGCACCUGCGCUCCCACGGCUCCAAGGUGGUGUCCGCAGUGGGCGACGCGGUCAAGAACAUUGACGACAUCGCCAGCGCCCUGUCCAAGCUGGGCGAGCUGCACGCCUACAUUCUGCGCGUGGACCCUGUCAACUUCAAGCUCCUGGCCCACUGCCUGCUGGUCACGGUGGCCUCGCACUUCCCCGCGGACUUCACGGCCGACGCCCACGCCGCCUGGGACAAGUUCCUGUCCGUUGUGUCCAGCGUCCUGACCGAGAAAUACCGCUGAGCGCAGCCGAGGGACCCCAGAGGACAGGCUGCGCCCUCUGCUUGACCUCUGAGCCCGCCCACUGCUCCUCCCCUAAUUCCCC